Messenger RNA from Bicyclus anynana (squinting bush brown), 645 nucleotides. RefSeq lists its product as uncharacterized. Bases 1 to 645 code for a protein of 214 amino acids. The record is from RefSeq and is a predicted model, not a curated record. The transcript is spliced from 5 exons. Lineage: Eukaryota; Metazoa; Arthropoda; Insecta; Lepidoptera; Nymphalidae.
AUGUCCUUUCUAACAGAAUACUUCGACGAAUUCCGCCAACAUCCUAUAAGAAAAACUAAAAUGUGUCGACCUGAAAACAGAUGGGCGAAGUUGGAGGGAAAGUGGCUCGACCCGAAAGUUGGUUCGGAAGAUAAAGAGUGGACGGACGAGGAAGUCGCGCAUUUCAUCAAGGAGACGAUGAGGAGUCUUCGCGGACAGUCCACGUACUACAACGAUUUCUGCUCGCACCUGCCCACUAUAUACAAGACCAGGCGCUUCGAACCCCGGCCGAAGCGCCGUCGUCCCUGCAAACCGGACGGAGCCGCACCGGAAGAGGCGCCGCCGCCGCCCGCUGCUAAGCUGGCCAUUAAGGACACGGAGCUGAUGAGGACUGCUCGAGAUCUGUACGAGCGAGACAUGGACAAGCCGACCCUGGAGCCUCUCGCCACUCACGCUAGGAUACUCGGCUACGUCCGGCCUUAUUUAUAUAAGACCGGCAUCAGUGAGUACCAACACAACGUGGCACGCCUGGCGUACGAGCUAGUGCGAGACGAUCGUAUUCCGCGCUACUACGCGCACAACGGCUGUAGACCGCGCUACCCGGCUGGCGGGCCACGGCAGCCCCAACUAGACGGAGCGCCUUAUGACGGAGAGAGAUUGUACUGA